Molecule: messenger RNA, 2088 nt
Organism: Nothobranchius furzeri (turquoise killifish)
Lineage: Eukaryota; Metazoa; Chordata; Actinopteri; Cyprinodontiformes; Nothobranchiidae
Gene: tkfc
Product: triokinase/FMN cyclase
Biological process (GO): glycerol catabolic process
Cellular component (GO): cytosol
Molecular function (GO): ATP binding; glycerone kinase activity
Source: RefSeq, a predicted model, not a curated record
CUUGUGAAUAUAACAUCCGGUUUACGUCUGCGUAACCUUCGCUAGUUGAACGCAGCUACGUCACCUGCAGUCUGACGGAAACAGGAGCAAGAAAAGUUCAAAUGGAGCCUAAGAGGAAGCUGAUCAACUCAGUGGAGAGCUGUGUGGACGAGGCUCUCUGUGGCCUUGUCCGGGCCUCUGGGGGCCUCUCUCUGCUAAGGGGCCACAGAGUGGUGCUCCGCUCUGAUCUGGACAACCUGAAGGGAAAAGUGGCCCUGCUGUCUGGAGGGGGGUCAGGACACGAGCCUGCACACGGGGGUUACAUCGGAGCAGGUAUGUUGUCUGCAGCUGUGGCCGGAGGAGUGUUUGCCUCGCCGCCUCCUACCAGCAUCCUGGCCGCCAUUCUGGCCCUACACAAAGCAGGAGCCUCUGGGGUCCUUCUGAUUGUGAAGAACUACACAGGCGACCGCCUGAACUUUGGCUUGGCUGCUGAGCAGGCCCGUAACCAGGGGGUGGCUGUUGACAUGGUGAUAGUUGCUGAGGACUGCGCCUUCGACCAGCCCAGUAAGGCUGGCAGACGAGGCUUGUGCGGUACCGUCUUCAUACACAAGCUAGCAGGAGCUCUUGCAGAAGAAGGCUGCCCUUUGGACCAGAUUGUUUCCAAGGUGACAGAGGUUCUGAAGGGGAUUGGUACUCUGGGGGUAAGCUUGUCUCCAUGCAGCGUUCCCGGCUGCCUGCCUUCGUUCGACCUGCCGCCAGGAGACAUGGAGCUGGGACUGGGAAUCCACGGUGAACCAGGAAUCCAGAGAUCAAAGGUGGCAUCUGCUGAUGAGGUGGUGAAGACCAUGCUAGAUCAUAUGACCAACCCAGAUAGCCAAUCACAUCUGCCUCUAAGUUCAGGCGACGCCGUUGUUUUGUGUGUGAACAACCUCGGAGCUCUGUCGUGUCUGGAGAUGGCCGUGGUCACCAGAGCAGCCCUCAACUGCCUGGAGAGCCGGGGCGUGGUGGUUGUCAGGGUGAUGUCCGGAGCAUUUAUGACGUCACUGGAGAUGGCAGGAGUGUCGCUCACCCUGAUGAAAAUCAACCCAGAAGUACUGAGACUGUUUGAUGCUACAACUAGCGCCCCCGCCUGGCCCAGUCUCAGCAGUGUGUGUGUGAGCGGCCGCAGCUACAUCAUAGACUGUCCUUUUCUCACCACGCGGCCGCAGGACGACACACACGCCGAAGGACCUUGGAGUCCUAUGAUGCGUAACGCUUUGGAAAAGAUCUGUUCCACUUUGCUGGACAAGCAGGAGGAACUAAACUCCCUGGAUCGAGCCGCCGGGGACGGAGACUGUGGGAACACUCACGCUCAAGCUGCCAGAGCCAUUCAGAACUGGCUCCAGGAUCAUGUGGUCCCUGGUUGCCCGGGGCAACUCCUGUCUGUCCUUGCUGGGUUGGUGCAGGAGAAGAUGGGCGGGUCUUCUGGAGCGUUGUACAGUUUGUUCCUCACGGCAGCAGCUGGUCAUGUGACCGAGGGGCGGAGCGAUGCUGCUUCCUGGGCUAGAGCGCUGCAUGCUGGGACACAAGCCAUGAGAAGGUAUGGAGGAGCUGAUCCUGGAGACAGAACCAUGCUGGAUGCUUUGUGUCCUGCAGCAGACGAGCUGAUGAAGCUCACCACAACUCCACCCAGUGGAACGAUGGCUGUACUGCAGGCUGCUGUUCAGAAAGCAACAUCAGGUGCAGAAGCGACCCGUGACCUCACAGCAAGGGCCGGGCGAGCCAGCUACAUCGCCGCUGACCGGGUUACCCUCCCUGACCCUGGCGCCGUGGCCGUUGCUGCCAUCUUGAGAGCUGUCAUGGAGACUCUUGAGGAGCAGAAAUAAAACAAAUGAACUGGAAAUUCAGAGAUUUGUCCACGAGGACAGUCUUCUAUAAUAAUAAUCUAACACGGGUCUUUCGGAGUGUGAACUUAAUGCAUUUUGAUCUCAUUUCUGAGGCAAAGAGAGAAAUUGUAUAGAAAUGUUUUCUAAAUGAUAACAAAAUGUAAAUAAAUUCUAGUUUAAUAUCAUUCAUAAUGUUGUCUAAUGACUUAUGUGAUUGCACUUGUAAAAUAAAAACAUAAAUCAU